Messenger RNA from Tripterygium wilfordii, 1613 nucleotides. RefSeq lists its product as uncharacterized. Bases 16 to 1059 code for a protein of 347 amino acids. Lineage: Eukaryota; Viridiplantae; Streptophyta; Magnoliopsida; Celastrales; Celastraceae. The record is from RefSeq and is a predicted model, not a curated record. The transcript has 2 exons.
UCCAUAUGUGCAUUUAUGCACUCUCCGUGUUUCGCACAUUUUCGUUCAGUCCUCUCUGUUUCUUCUGCAGCAAACACAGCUACUCUUGCUUUUUCCCCAUUUUUCUAUCUGGUUCUUGUACAAGUUCUAAAGAUAUUAAUGGCUUCUGGAUCUCAAUUAGACGACGGUGAUGAUGCGGAUCUCCGAAACCGGGCUGUACAGGGCCUGAUUUCCUCUCUGCACCGUGCAUUUCGUGACUCUGAAUGUGCUAUGGUGGAAAGGGUUUUAGCGGCGCAUAAAGAGGAGUUGAAGCGAGAGAUUGAGACCAGCACGAAGGAGAACAAGUGGAUUAAAGAAAUCGAAGCUUUUAUGGUUUCUCGUGAGGGAAAACUGAGGCAAGAAAUUGAAUUGGUGAAUGAAAAUUAUGAGGUGGAGAGGUUGGAGAAGAUAGCGAUUGAAGCCGAGUUGGAAAAUUGUAGGAAGGAAGUCUUGAAGAAGAAGGACAUUGAAGCCGAGUUGAAGAAGUGUAGGAGGGAAAUCUUGGAACUGAGAGGGCAAAAUUUGAGGCUAAAAGCGGAGACGAAGCGUCUGAUGAAGGACGUAAACAUUACCGCCAGCCUUCAGACGAAAAUUUGCGAUUUGGAGUGUGCCAAAUUAGGAGCCGAGACAAAGGCCUCUGUCUAUAAAAUGCGAUAUGAGGAACUGGAGAGGAGGGUUUUUCAGCUGGAGAAAGAUACUUCCUUGCUCGUUAAGCUGGAAAAUGUAGAGCCUGUUGGUUUCCGAAAUGAAGAAGUAGAUGCAGUACAAGAGGAAAGUGAAGGGCAUGUGAACUUUUGCGUUGAGAAUGUCAUGUUGGAAGCUUGUGAUGGCCCAAGUUGUCAAUCUGCAGUUAACAGCAAUGAAAACAUUGGGAAUGCAGGUAGUGAGAAACCUCCUUGUCGUGGUACUGUUGACAAUACUGAUUGUGCUCUUGGAGCAGCUUUGGAUACUGAAGAAAGAGUUGCAGAUAGUGCAAAUAUAUGUCAGGCAGGUGCAGAAAAUGGGACUGGAGUGCUCAAAAGGAAGUACAAUAGAUGUUAAUUAUGAUUGUUUGAAUGCCCAACAUAAGAUGCAGAAGCCUUGUUUGCUCGUUGAUGAACCGAUUGAUUCUUUUAUGGGCUUAAGGUUUUGGAGCAGUGACAAAAAGAAUUUAAGCCCGAGGGCAGCAUUUGUGAGAGAUUUGGUGACAAAAUUGGGGACUGGUGAUAACUCCAGUUGCAGCUCUAGUUCUAGUUCAUCGGACUCUAAAGAUGAGUAAGUUAAGAUUUACCCAAAAAAAUAGGUAUUAGCCGUUAAAAUUGUUAAUUUGAGAUAUAUUGAAAAGGAAGAGAGACAUCAGUGCAGAUUAGUAAAUUGUGUAUGCAAUCUUUUGUGACUGAAAGCCCAGUUACGCUGCCAGAUAUUGAUAGGAGUCCCUCUGGUGGUUAAUGGUUUAUUGUAGCCUUAUAUGUUAAAGGCACAUUAGACAGUAGUACUGUGACAGUACUGAAUGAUGUCUUUGCUCUUUGCCUGUGCUGCUGUUAUAUAUUAAUCUUGCAUUGGCUGCUGUAGGAUCUUGACUGUUAGUUAAAUUAUGUUUUAUUUCUUGUACAGUA